AUGGCGAUGGCGAAGAAACGACUCAACUUCAAAUUGGAGGAAAUUGAAACUGAACCGAAAAUCGAACCUACUUCCGAAUCAUUCGAAUACCCUCCGAAAAUCACCUUCGAUUACAUCAAAAACCGGCACUCACAACGCUUCAGCAUACCGUCACCGAGGAGCAAAUCACCAGAGGCCUUCUCGCCGAGGGAAUUCGAACCAGCCACGUUGAAACGCAUCCGGCUCUUCGACUACCGCCAGACCCACUUCAAGAAGAAAUUCCGCAACUCCUCCCUCUUCAAAUGGAACUGCAAGGACCCCUACGCCAAAAUCGACCAGUUCUUCCGCACCCUGAAGAAGCUCGAGGACGAGGAGAAGCGCCUGCUGAAGAAGGUCAACCUCGGCGAGCUCCACUUCCCCGAGAGCCUGCCGCUCAAAGUCGUCGGGCGCGAGAUCCGCCAGAUCAAGGUCCUCUGGGACUUCAUCACCAUCGUCAAGAACUACCUCUACCAGUUGAAGCGCAUCGAAUGGGACGACAACGCGCUCGACCAGCUCGAGGAGCAGCUGCUCCACUUCAAGAAGGAGCUGAACGGGCUGAGCGACGUGAAAGGCUGCGACGCCUUCGUGCAGGCGAUGUCCAACAUCAACCAAGUGGUGAAUUGCAUUUACACGGUGUCCGAUUUGGAUAACACGGUGCUCGGUAGCGCCGUUUGGAAGGAGACCGUCAUCGGCGAAAAGAAAGAAGAAACUUUGUAG
This is a messenger RNA of Phyllotreta striolata, 735 nucleotides long. NCBI's taxonomy places the organism in Eukaryota, Metazoa, Arthropoda, Insecta, Coleoptera, Chrysomelidae. The record is from the annotation of a GenBank genome assembly.